AUGUCAUCAAGACAAUCAACACCAAUGUCUGACCAUUCACAUGCCGAAGGAGUCCGCAAGCGUGUGUGCAAAGCAUGCGAUCGAUGUCGUUUGAAGAAAUCCAAGUGUGAUGGAUCCAGUCCAUGUUCGCGCUGUCGAGCAGAUAACGCUGUCUGUGUCUUCGGGGAGCGGAAGAAGCCUCAUGACAAAGUGUACCCCAAGGGAUAUGUUGAGAUGCUUGAACAGCAACAGUCCUGGCUGGUACACGGCCUUCAAGAAAUGUACCGUCGUGCGAUCGAAGGUGAAAGCUGGUCCGGAGACCUGCUGAAGACCGAGACGAAUGGCCAUCCACUCACCCACGAUAUUCUCACCCGCCUCGGGGUCCUCGAUCGCUCUAAAGGCGAAAUUUUUGAAGAAAACCCCGGCAUUCCAUGUCGUCAGGAGACCUCCAAUGAUACCCUCGAACCAAAUUCGCCUGUUGCUCGCUCGAGUUUCUCGUCUGACUCACUCUCUCAUCAGGAGAUGCCACCGACCCCUCCUACAUACAAUAACGGUCCCGUCUUUCGCACUCCGAUCAAGUCUGAGCCCCUUUCUCAUAACUCAUCAUUUGGGCUGCCAUUACGAGGAGUCGAUGAUCCACUAGGAUUACAACCGUGGCCCAACAAUGGAUUCGAUUCGUUCGACAAUGUUAGUCUAUUGGAUGACAUGGACAUGAUGAUGACCGCCGACUACACGAGCUUGACCUUUAACAACAAUUUCACGUCGCCUAUGUUCAACCGUCAGGGGCCCAUAGGCUCCAUUCCGUCCAACGAAUACGAGGAUUUCAACCAGUUUUUCAACACAAAUCCGACAGAGCACCCUUCCGUCUAA
Penicillium maclennaniae is the source of this 849-nucleotide messenger RNA. RefSeq names its product Zn(II)2Cys6 transcription factor domain-containing protein. Gene Ontology annotation, biological process: regulation of DNA-templated transcription. Lineage: Eukaryota; Fungi; Ascomycota; Eurotiomycetes; Eurotiales; Aspergillaceae. The coding region runs from base 1 to 849 and encodes 282 amino acids. Gene Ontology annotation, molecular function: zinc ion binding; DNA-binding transcription factor activity, RNA polymerase II-specific. The record is from RefSeq and is a predicted model, not a curated record. The transcript is spliced from 3 exons.